AUGAUGAUUCAAUUUAUCGUCUCAGCAUUCGCACUCUUACUUUUUCCUCUUGCGUCAUCAUGGCCUCUCGAUGUCGUAUCCACCACUGAGGCACUCGCGAAGCGACUCGACAAACCACCAGUACCAGGCGCGUCAGACCUCCGACCCCAUCUCGAAGACGUGCCAUCCAGCAGCUGCAUGUUCUACACCGGCGGCACAUUAGCUGCAGCACAGCAAUACGCUGACAACAAUGAGUUGUUCAUCCUGGCUGAUCUAGACAAAGACGGCUGGGCAGCCACGUCGCAAGAAGACGAGGACGGUCAACCCGACUAUAAUGUCCAGUGUCCAAUGUCCUGGGCAUUUCAAGAGCAGUAUGCUAUGGCUGGGGUUGGGUGGGGGGAGACUGAGCGGAACGAGUAUUUUGACAACUUAUCUGAAGCCUUUGCGCAGAAAUGCAAUGGCGACAUCGUGCUCGCUUUACCGCCUAGCCGGCAGAUUCCUGAAGACAGUGUGUUUGCGAGAGUGGAGUGGCCGGUUCUGCAGUUCAAUCCGACGGUGAAUACGAUACGAUCGGUUGUGUUGAAUACAGGUGACGACGCUGAUGGUACACCAUUAUCACCACUGGAGGUAUUCUGGCAAAGGUGCGGGGCGGCGUGA
Messenger RNA from Paraphaeosphaeria sporulosa, 636 nucleotides. RefSeq lists its product as uncharacterized. The coding region runs from base 1 to 636 and encodes 211 amino acids. The transcript has a single exon. NCBI's taxonomy places the organism in Eukaryota, Fungi, Ascomycota, Dothideomycetes, Pleosporales, Didymosphaeriaceae. The record is from RefSeq and is a predicted model, not a curated record.